AUGCAAACAGACAGAAGGGUCGUUGAUACGAUAAAACAGGCAGUAGAUCAAAAUCACAGAUCGUUUUUUGUUUUGACUGGCGAUAACUCAAAAAAUAACGUGCAUGUUCUGUACAACUUGCUCUCUGAGCGGUGCUCGUUUUUACCAUCUGUUCUGUGGUGUUACUGCAAAAAGAGCAAAAAGAGCAAAAAUAGCGAGGAAAAGAGGAAGAAGAUCAAGAAGGACGAUACAAGGUGUCGUAUAAACGAUGAUGACAUAAAGAAAGUAUCCUAUCAGGAGGCGGACAUUGUUAUGGGAAACACGUAUGAAAUGUUAGUCUUGGAAAAUUUUGAGAAAAUAUCACCGAAUACGCUUGCAAAAACGAUAGAAACGGUGAAAGGUGGAGGAUUAAUCGCUGUACUGAUGGAUAACAAAGAUUGUAGCACGUUCAACACUAGGAUAUACAAAUCACUCUGCGAGUCUGGCCAUGUUGUGUUUUUAGACCAAGAUAUGAAAUUAACAUCGAAAUUCUGUCUCACAGGUUGGAAGGUUCAGGGUGAAAACAAAAACACGGCGGUGCUGAAAAAUGAACUGUGUGUCACCGCUGAUCAGGACAAUGCGGUCACACAACUCGGACAAAUCAUGAUGGACAGGAGCAACAAAAACAUUGCUCUACUUAAGGCCUCCAGGGGACGAGGAAAGUCUGCCGCGCUGGGACUGGCUGUAUCUGAUGCUAUUGAGCUAAAAUACUCGAUAAUUUACGUCGUUGCACCACACAUAGAAAACGUGAAGAUGCUUUUUGAGUUUGUGCUCCGUGGCCUGAGAGGGAAAGGUUACAAGGAAAACGCCGACUUUGAGAUCACGAGGGUCUUCAAAGGCCGGAGUUAUGUGCAGAAAAUCGUGAUCAAGAAACAUCAUAGGCAGAUCAUCGAGUAUCACGGAUUUUUGGAUAGAAUGGACCGAUAUCCCGAUCUCUUGGUGGUUGAUGAAGCAGCAGCUAUUCCUUUGCCCAUUCUUAAAGAACUAAUCCGUGCAAACAUUGUGCUUAUGGCGUCCACAAUGGACGGAUACGAAGGGACAGGCCGGUCUCUGUCGAUGAGGUUCAUUGAAAAAUUGAAAAGGAAAGAUAAGAAAAAUCCAUACAUUUUCAGUGAGAUAGAACUCAGCGAGUCGAUACGCUACGGAAUAAAUGAUCCUGUCGAGGAGUGGCUGAAUGCCGUUCUGAUUUUGAAACCAACCGACUACAAGAACAAGCUCUGUCCAUCGCCCGACACGUGUCAAUUCUUUUUUGUCAACAAGAAAACGCUGUUCUCCUACCACAAAGUGAGUGAGCUUUUCUUAAAACAGAUGAUGUCUAUUUUCGUAAGUAGCCACUACAAAAACACACCGGACGAUCUUAAAAUUAUUGCAGAUGAACCAGAUCAUCACGUUUUUGUGCUGCUGGCACCUGAAAAAGAGAAGAAAUUACCACGAAUUAUUUGCGCUGCGCACAUAGCACUAGAGGGUAACGUGAAGGGUGAGAGAAGGGAUGGCAAUCUAAUACCGUGGACGCUUUCUGAGCAGUUCCUCGAAAAGGAUUUUUUGAAGCAGCGAGGUUGCAGAGUUGUGCGUAUUGCAGUGCAUCCCGACUACCAAAACAUGAGAUAUGGAACAAAAAUGGUUGAAAUGCUUGUAGAAACAUUUAGCAGAGGAUGUGGUGACAUAUUCGAGGUUAAAUGCACGGAUGCAUUGCUACUGCCGGGCGAGGAGUUGCUAUUGCCAAAAAUAGAUUGGCUAGGAGUGUCCAUGGGUCUGAACACACAAAUAUUUAAGUUCUGGGGUCGCAACGGGUUUUACCCCGUCUACAUUAAGCAGACUCUCAAUUUUAAUACGGGUGAUUAUACCAGCAUUUUAUUGAAAAACAUGAAUCAAAAUUUUGACAGGUUUUACUUCAUUUUCAGAGAGCGAUUUCUUAACAUGAUUAAUUUUCUGUGGAGCGAUUUUUCCAUCGAACUGUGUAUGAUGUUAAUCAAAGUCAAGCAAAAGGAUCAAAUAGAUACAGAAAAGGAGAACAGUUAUAACAAGCAGACAGAGACAAAGUAUGGUGCUAAUCUUGGGCCAUUUGAUAUAAAACGGUUGGAAAGCUAUGUGAAUGGGUAUUCGGAGUUAAACGUAGUCUAUGAUCUGAUCCCGGUAAUUGCAAGAGAUUACUUUAAUAACGCAAGAAAUUUUCUGUCUGUAGCACAGGAAUUGAUUCUAUUGGCGGCCGGCUGCCAGAUGAAAAGCGUGAACACGAUUUCUAAGGAAUUAGAUAUAACGAAAGAUCAAGUUCAGAUGCUGAUCAAGAAAAACGUUUCAAAAUUUAUGGAUAGAAAUAAAAUUUAA
Messenger RNA from Vavraia culicis subsp. floridensis, 2343 nucleotides. RefSeq lists its product as uncharacterized. The record is from RefSeq and is a predicted model, not a curated record. NCBI's taxonomy places the organism in Eukaryota, Fungi, Microsporidia, Pleistophoridae. The transcript has a single exon. Gene Ontology annotation, biological process: rRNA acetylation involved in maturation of SSU-rRNA. The coding region runs from base 1 to 2343 and encodes 780 amino acids. Gene Ontology annotation, molecular function: tRNA binding; 18S rRNA cytidine N-acetyltransferase activity. Gene Ontology annotation, cellular component: 90S preribosome; nucleolus.